This is a messenger RNA of Arvicanthis niloticus (Nile rat), 1799 nucleotides long. The record is from RefSeq and is a predicted model, not a curated record. NCBI's taxonomy places the organism in Eukaryota, Metazoa, Chordata, Mammalia, Rodentia, Muridae.
AAUCCACCUUUAACCGACUGAAAAAAAUGGAGAGGAAUACACAAAAAAUGAGGAGGAAUGUUCAAUGUACAAAUUAUGAACAAAACACAGUUCCUGUUUUUAAUACCUAUGAAGAAUACCAUAAGAUGGUUCUUCAGGAAGAUAUAAUUGGGACGAGCCUAUUAAAUCUUGUUCAUGAUGAACAAAAGGAUGACAUAUCUGAGAAGAUCAUUCUAAAUCUUCCAUUGGCAAAUAUAGGAUGCAUGCCUCAUACAUUAGUGGUGACCAUGUGGGAAACUGGGGAUCUUAGCUGGAAGGGAAGGAAGGCACAACCAGUUAACAUUCAAACAAAUGCUGUAGAUGAUGAUUCCGAUGAUGACAGUACUAUACAACACCAUAGGAACAAAAUGCAUACAGAUGCUCAGGCUGAAGUUGUGAACGUGGAGGAGUGUCCUGAAGCAGGCACAGAAGUCUGGACACCAUCUCACUCAAGCAUAACCCCAGACUUAAAUGCAGCCACAAGCAUAAUCUCUGGCAUGAGGACAAGCACAAGUUCUUCAUCUACAGAUAUUUCAUCAACAACACCAGUAUCAUUCCCUACAUCUGGACAGGGGUAUGUGAUAGAUCCAAAAUAUAUGCUAGAGCCCCAAGACAGAGAAUUUGAAGUAGGUCCAGAGUUCCUCCUAAAUGACAGCCAAGACUAACAGGCCUCUCCAGAACAAGGAGAAUGCACUGAAGAGGAUGUGAAGAAACCCUUGGUAGAGGCAAAGAUAUCCAAUCCUAAGGAACAUGUAAUUGAUGAAUAUUCUGCACUUCAUGAUGCUUCUUCAGAUGCUAAAAUCUGUAUAAUAAGAGAAGAUUCUGAAGACAAGAAAGACCCUAAGUUCCAAGAAGUCAUUGUGGGUCAAGAACAAAGACAUCAGAAGGCAUCUGAGGCUGCCCCAUCUUGUCCAACCACACCAUUACAGGCUGUGUACCCAGAAGCUGUGGUAGAACCCACACCAAAGAGAACAUAUGAAUACCAGCGUCCACUUAAUGGGGAAAAGUUUGCCCAACUCUGUGGGCCACGAGUGAUGAUGACAGAGGUCUAUGAUUUGAAUAUAAGUAGAUCCUUCCAUGAUGAACAACAUUCUUACCGAGAUAUUGAAGAGGAGGAUAGAGAACAAGAACAAUGUGAAUAUGAAUUUGCCCAAUGUAUUGAAAUGCUUCAAAACUUAAAAUAUGAACGACCAGGGCAGCAUCAAACCAGGCAAGGACAAGGAUCUUGUGUGCAUCAUCCAGGAGAACAGGUGGUGACUGUUAUUGAUGACUUGGGGUCACCCACCAUAGAAUUUUUUGGAAAUGACAAUUCUCAGCAUUCACGAAAUGAGACACAUAGAUGUUGGGAGGAUCCUAUUGAUUGUACCCCUCCACUUCUGCAUCAUUCAUCAAGAUCAUGCCAAGAAAUGACUGCAUCACAUCAAACAUUGGCAGCCUCAUGUCAAGCAACAUUACUGUCAUGUCAAACAUCAUUAGUGUCAUGUCCAGCAUCUUUACCAUCAUGUUCAGCAUCUGCACCAUCAUGUCAAGUAUCUUCACCUCGAUGUCAAUCAUUGGCAGUGUCACAUCAAGCAUCUGCACCACCAUGUCAAGCAUCAGCAACAUCACGUCAAGCAUCAGUGGUGUCACAACAAGCAUUGGCAGCAUCAUAUCAGCAAUCAGCAAUGUCACCUCAUGCUUCUUUUGACCACCGAAGAGAGAACAUUCCACGCUUUCUGCCCCCUGGACAAGAUCACUCUGGUUCCUUUUGGGCUGAAGAGGAUACUAAUCCUCACCCAUGA